CUAUUAUAUUGUGAAUCUUUAACCAUGUAAUAAAAAAAUAAUGAUGACUAGUUAUUGACAACUACUCCUAAUAUCCUUCAUUAUCUUAACAUCUCAACCCACACCACGCCAAAUCCUUGAUUAAUAACUCUUAUAAUCAAUCUCAACUCACAAAGGGAGUGGCAUGAUAUGCCUUACCUUAACCACUUUCAUCGCACCCUCUUUCUAUUAUUACUCAUCACCCUUUCAUACACAACAACAGCCCAACCAUCACCAACUUCCGACAACUACGACUCUCCUUUACCCACCAACGCCAUCAUCAUCAUCAUCAUCGUCGUCGUCUCCUUCGGUGUCCUCACUUGCUGCGCCCGCCCAUUCAUCUCUUGCUUCAGCGCCUACAUCUACGGUGGUAGCACCCAAGAAGGCGGCGAAGGCGACGAUGGUGGAGUACGACAGAGGGAAAAUCCACGUGGACUUGACCCUUCUAUAACCGCCGCUUUUCCUACUUUUUUAUUUUCCGAUGUCAAAGUCCACUUGAUUAGUAAAACGACGCCGUUAGAGUGCGCAAUAUGUUUAAACGAGUUUGUUGACAAUGAACAUUUGAGGUUGUUACCUAGAUGUAGCCACGUGUUUCAUCCUCAUUGCAUUUCUCCUUGGCUUGCAUCCAACGUUACGUGUCCUGUUUGUAGGGCAAAUUUGGAAAUUCAAGUUGACCGUCCGAAUUCUCCUACGUCGUUAGCGCAAGUACUCCUACAACCGUACGAGGAUGAAUUGGACACGUCAUCGGAUCGAGUUUCGCAACUGCCUCGUGGUGACGAUCAAGGGGACGACGUGAUCGUUCAUAUAGGAUCAUCUCCGGAAGUUAUAAUAAAAAGUCCUACGAUAAACACAAAUAAUGGAGUGGGUGAACGUAGGGGUUUUUUUCCUAGGUCACAUUCGACGGGUCGUUCAUUGGUUGAAGAUCGUGAGAAGUACACGUUAAGGUUACCUGACGAGGUACGCAACAAGUUAAGGAAUUUAAAUAAUUUAAGUAGUCUACCCCCUGCAAUGGUUAGUCCACGGACCGGAUACCGGUCUAGGAGGAGUAAUAGUUGUGCUACCAUAAUAGCGGGUAAUAAACCGGACCAGUGGCGGUUUACUAUGAGUCCGCCUUUUAUUUCCCGGUCAGGAUCUACCGGAUUGGCAGAAGGCAGUAGCAAUAACAAUUAUAAUAAUAAUAAUAAUAAUUUAGGGGCGAUUAUGAAAAGUCCACGGAGUUUUUUUAAGUCAAUGAAAUCGCCAAAGAAAUCACCAUUGAACCGUAAUGUUCGAUGUGAUGACAUAGGUGAACGGUCAUCGGAUAGAUUAUGGUGUAAUCCUACGUCUCAAGAAGUAGAAUUAGAGCAUCAUUAGUGGUUUAAUUUGGUCAAUGAAAUUUGAGUAUUAUUAUUGUAAUUUUUGGAUUGUGACUGGUUGGGCGGUUGAAGUUUUGUUUAUGACCCUUUUUUUUUUUAAUGUAUAUUAGUUGUUUAAUUGUUUUGUAA
Molecule: messenger RNA, 1502 nt
Organism: Chenopodium quinoa (quinoa)
Lineage: Eukaryota; Viridiplantae; Streptophyta; Magnoliopsida; Caryophyllales; Amaranthaceae
Product: RING-H2 finger protein ATL34-like
Exons: 1
Coding region: 169-1371 (400 amino acids)
Source: RefSeq, a predicted model, not a curated record